Antechinus flavipes (yellow-footed antechinus) is the source of this 3330-nucleotide messenger RNA. RefSeq names its product leucine rich repeat containing 20 (gene LRRC20). The record is from RefSeq and is a predicted model, not a curated record. NCBI's taxonomy places the organism in Eukaryota, Metazoa, Chordata, Mammalia, Dasyuromorphia, Dasyuridae. The coding region runs from base 273 to 941 and encodes 222 amino acids. Gene Ontology annotation, molecular function: protein binding. The transcript has 5 exons.
AAGGUGAGGCUCCCUGCCGGGUGAAGCCGGCUCUGGGGUGCUGGGGUCCCCCUGGUCCCCCUCGGCCCAGUCUGAAGCGGCCCGGAGCGCCCUUCUCAUGGGCGUGUUUGUAAAGGGAUGAAGAGAAGAUGACAAGGGAAACCAAUUAGGUGGAACUAGAGUUCUCCAGAUAGACCCCAGAGUAAGGGCCCGCGGGAGCAGAGCUGUGACCCUGGGCUUUCUGCCCUUCCCCACAGUCGGACACUGUGAAAGCCCCGAAUCCCACUGGCCACAUGGUUGACGAGCACCUGUGGAGGCAGGGCCCUGGGGAUGCAGAGGUCCCCGCGUCUCCCUCCCGAACGACCCGUUGGCGGCGCUUCUCUGACAGGAAGGACUGGGUCUGCAUGCUGAAGAAAAUGGGAGAAGCUGUUGCCAGAGUUGCCAGGAAGGUGAACGAGACGGUGGAAAAUGACUCCGACACUUUGGACUUGGCCGAGUGUAAGCUUGUCUCCUUCCCCGUCGGCAUCUACAAAGUGCUCCGGAAUGUGGCCGAGCACAUUCGCUUCAUCGUCCUGGCCAACAACGAGCUCCAGGCCCUCACCGGCAAGUUCAUGAGCACCUUCAGCCAACUCCAAGAGCUCAACCUGGAGGGGAAUGCUCUGCGCCGGCUCCCUGAUGAGAUCAGCACCCUACAGCACCUCAAGGCAAUUAAUCUGGCCCGGAAUCAGUUCCAGGACUUCCCAGAGAAGCUCACUGCCCUGCAGGCGCUGGAGACCAUCAACCUGGAGAAGAACGGGAUCGUGGACGUCCCUGUGGAGAAGCUGGCCGCCAUGCCGGCGCUGAGGAGCGUGAACCUGCAGCUCAACCCCCUGAACCCCGAGGUGCGAGCCAUCGCCAGGCCCCUCAUCAAGUUUGACCUCCUCGUGUCCCCCGAAGGAGCCCAGAGCGAUUCCGCCCCGUAGGGGGCUCAGGCGCCACCGGACCGGACUUCCAGAGGGGCGGAACCGAGGGGGCCGGGCACCUGGAGCCUGGCGGGGCCCAGCAGGCGCCUCUGGGGGCAGGAGCGGGGAGGGGGUGUGUGGGCAUGCUGUGUGUGUAGGUGGGGGGGCACGGGGGCGCUGGCAUGGCAGCCGGACCCCCGGAGCAGUGGUGGAGGAGGGGAGGGACGGGGCGGGGCGGCCCCGAGCUUCUGGCAGAGAGGAUUGGCCCUGGUCGGCUUCUCCCGCCGCCCGGGAAGUGCCCUGGGGUCCCUGGGGGGGACUCCUUCCCGUGGCCCUCAGGGCUCCAGGCCCUGGCCCUGGUUCCUGACUGGGCUCUGGGAGGAAAGUGCUUUCUCCCUUCCCAGGCCCCUGGGGGCUGCUGCUCUGGACUCAUGGGGGUCUCCUUCCCGCCAAAGCACAGCCCCCCAGAUUGGUCCUUGAACAGAAAAGGAAACUGAGGCCCUGAGGCGGACCUGGCUGACUCACAAUCACGGAGGCAGUGAGUGUCCCGGGGUCCCGGCUCUGGAGCUAGAGGGGGGGGUGCAGUCUGGAGGAAACGGGCCCAGAGGGAGCCUGCAGGUGAGGAGUGUCAGGAUUUGAACCCGGCACCUCCAACUCCAGCCAGGCCGUUUCAGCGUCAGGUCGCUCCCCCCUUGCAUCCUCCAGCCUUCGGGUCAGGGCUGGGAAGUGGCCCCCAGGUGGGCCUGCCGCCCCAGGAGGAAGGCAGAGGGAAGUCUGGGUGACAUGGGGUGCUGCCCCCAAGUCCGGCCUGGGCUCCCCGCUGGCCUCUCCCAAGCUAAGUGGGACUCUGCUCUCUAGCACGCCAUAGCCUUGUUGGGAACCUCAGAGGGAGCAUUUGUGAGCAUCUAGUAAGUGCUUCCUGCAUGCGGGCUGUGGGUGCCUCGGGAAGUCUAUGCAAAACACAUGCGAAGGGAAGAUCACGUGCUGGGGAGGGGGAGCGGGCGGCUGCGGGAGGGCCGGGGAGGCCUCAGGAGGGGGCCCAGAGCCGCGGGCAGGGGGCCCAGCCGGGCAGAGGCCUCCGCCCUGAGCAGUGUGCUCGGUCAUCGGCCACAGCAUCCGCUCCCCACAGCUGCUCGAUGGGCCCGACGCCGGGUGCCGUGCCCUGACCGCCGGCUCCUCCCUGGCACCAAAUGGCGGGCACUGGUCGGGCGGCCCUUCCCUGGCUGCUGUGGGCUCGAGCCCGGGCUCCGGCCCGGUGACCGUGGGCAAGUCACUGACUUCUCUGACCCUCAGCGUCCCCUCUGCAAGUGGGAGGGCAUCACGUGGCCCAGCUCUGAGCUUUGGAAACCUCCAAGUUCUCUAGAAAGGGGAGCCUGGGUCCUUCGGAGCCCAUGAGGCAGGGGGGGGGGGGCAGCACCCCCCCCCUCAGUCCUCCUUAGGGACCGCGGAAACGGACCGGUCUCGUACAACAGAGAAUCUGAUUGGGUGCUGGGACGGGGGGGGGGGUCACAUGGUGAGGAGCGAGGGGACAAGGACGACCCCGAUCCAGGAGGCUCCCGAGCCCCCGCCUUUGGGCCUGCCCCGCCGACCCCAGUCUCUGGUGCCCCCCAACCCCCCCCCCGGCAGUCACUCCGGAGUGACUCCUUACACACACACACACACACACACACACACACACACUGCCUUGUGCCUUCCUCCUGACCUCUGGACAGAGCCUCGGUCCCUUGUUCCCUGAGGGCGGGGGCCGGUCUUUGUUGGGGCCUCUUUCCCCUCAGUGCCCGGCACAGUGUCUGGCACAUAGUAGGCCUUCCUCGGUCCAUGCUGCCUGACUGGGUGCUCCUCCGCCCGCCCUCCCCCACUCCGGGGGCUCCCCCCCAUCCCCAAGGGCCCAUUUCUGGGACCUUGUGCCCGUGCCUCGGGCCCCAGUCUGCUCAUCGUAACAUGAGGGCUGCCAUCCUGACUGACCGGGCCGAGCCAGGGAGAGGGACUGCGGGAUGGGGGCCCAGCAGAGGAGGGGGCCGGGGGCCGGGUCAGUCUGCCAGGGCCGAGGGUCAGGGCGGGGAGUCAAGGUCAGAGGCCGGGCCGGACGUUUCUUGGAUUUGUGCCCCACUAAGGCUUGGAGCCUAACGUGUCACUGAAGUUCAGAGAGAGGAACCGAGGGGAAGUGACCGGUCCAGGACCACGACUCACGACCGGACUGGCCAGAAGCCCCCUCCGACCGUGGCUGCCCGGCCUUGUGCACGGGGUCUCUGCGUUGCCCGCCGCCCGGGCACAAGGACGGGACGAGCUGUGACUGCAGGAAAGGAAAUCCCCCCUCGCUGACUUCUGGAGACUUGGCCAGGGGAGUCUUCUGGCGGACUCGGGGCGCUUGGCUAGUUUUGGGUUUGCAAUAAAGGACAUGUUGACUCGG